Otolemur garnettii (small-eared galago) is the source of this 933-nucleotide messenger RNA. RefSeq names its product calcium homeostasis modulator family member 4 (gene CALHM4). The transcript is spliced from 2 exons. Gene Ontology annotation, molecular function: monoatomic cation channel activity. The record is from RefSeq and is a predicted model, not a curated record. Bases 1 to 933 code for a protein of 310 amino acids. Lineage: Eukaryota; Metazoa; Chordata; Mammalia; Primates; Galagidae.
AUGAGCCGGACUCUCCACAGCAUCGUGUCUUCACUGCAGAGAAGCGGAACAUUUAUCAAUUCUUUAAUCGCAGCAUUGACUAUUUGUGGGCAACAAGCCUUCUCGUCCUUCACAUUCAGGUGUCCCUGUCAAGUGGGGAAAAAUUUCUUGUACGGUUCUGCUUUCCUUGUCAUGCCUGCCUUGAUCCUCCUGGUAGCCGGCUAUGCCCUGAGAAGGCAGAUGUGGACGAUCACCGGAGAGCACUGCUGCAGCUGCGCCCCUGGGCGCCGGAGGCUCAGCCCCCUGGAGCGCAGGCUGGCUUGCCUCGGCUGCUUCGGCAUCACUGGCAGGGCAGUUGUCGCUCCCCUGGCGUGGCUGGCGGCCACCCUGCUGACCGGCACCUACUACGAAUGCGCAGCGAGUCAAUUCGCCUCCGUGGACCAUUACCCAGAGUUUGCUAACUUCAGCGCCAGCGAACGAGAAGAGAUCCUGGCUGGGUUUCCGUGCUCCACGCCCCCUCCUUCUGACCUCCUCCCAGUGAGAGAUGAAAUAGUUCUUCUGCACAGAUACCAGUCACAAAUGCUGGGCUGGAUUUUGAUCACCUUGGCAACCAUCACUAUCCUGGUCUCCUCCUGUCUGGCGAGGUGCUGCUCUCCCCUCACCUCCCUGCAGGACUACUACUGGAACAACCACCUCCAGAAUGAGAGACAGCUCUUCGAAGAGGCGGCAGAGCAGCACUCCAGGCUCCUCAUCACGCAGCGGAUAAAGAAACUAUUUGGCUUCGUUCCCGGGAGUCAGGAUGUCACACACAUCCGUAUCCCUUCAUGUCAGGACUGGAGAGAUAUUGCAGCACCCAGUCUUCUAUGCAUGGGUGAUUUCUUGCAGGGCGACUACAGCAGGGUGGAUGAGGAUAAUGAGCAAGACACAUCAAGAGGCAUUGAAUUAAAACCUUGA